This is a messenger RNA of Dovyalis caffra, 510 nucleotides long. The record is from the annotation of a GenBank genome assembly. NCBI's taxonomy places the organism in Eukaryota, Viridiplantae, Streptophyta, Magnoliopsida, Malpighiales, Salicaceae.
AUGGAGUGCAGGCCAUUAGAGAUCACGGUUACGUCAGCCAAAGAUGUCAAUGUUUUUGGCAAGAUGGAUGUCUAUUGUAUUGUUUCCAUCAAAGGAGAUCCAUAUAAAUCUAAGCAGAAACAGCAAACCCACGUUCAUAAAGAUUCGGGGCCUAACUCUCUUUGGAAUUUCCCUAUGAAAUUCACCAUUGACGAAGCUGCUGCUCAACAACAUCGCUUAAAGAUCAAGUUUAAGCUUAGAGCUAAGCGGAUGAUGGGGGAUAAAGAUGUUGGUGUCGUCGUCUUGCCUGUCAAGGACUUACUGGAUGCAAAAGAUAGAAAAGGCAUCUUGAGUUAUGCUGUCAAGACCAGCUGGGAAGAUGAAAGGAACACGCUGGAUAAAUGUGGUCAGGAUAUGGUCGAGCCUAAAGGCGGCAUUUCCAUGGUGGCUAAGCCCUCUGCCUAUCUGAACAGGGUUGUUAAGAUCAGGCAUUCGCCUACAGACGACGGGAAAGAUACGGUUUUUGAUUAA